CUUGGAGCCCUCCGAAACACGCGGUGCAGGAAGAACAUCGCCACGCUCCUCCGAACCCCACCGGAAGCCGUAAUGCCAGGCACGCAUCUCAUCAUGUGCUCACUCGAUCACCACCGGUGUAGAGCUGGGUGACGAUCACUCUCCCGUGCCUCGCCGCCGCGUCGUCAAGCGAUUAACUUUGACGCCGGAGGGACGCGGCCGGCCAUCGCAGCCCGUUCACGCGUCUCUGCGAAGGUGAGCCGCAGCAAUAUCAGGCGCAUGAUGUCUCGAAUCCCGAAACAAACAGAACCAAGCGAACCGAACCACGCCAAGCCAACUCAGCCUUCUACCUCUGAAGCCCGGCAUGCCGCCCGCGCCCACGUCUGACACAUACGCCCCGGUCGCGCGCCACGAACACGCGCACGCCGGUCGCUUGAUCGGCGCGAUCGCCUUCGGCCUCGUCGUCGGCGCGGGCCUCUUCACGCUCAUCUACUUCCUGCGGCGGUGGCGCCGGCGGUCCCGCGUCCGCAUCGACCACUUCCCGCUCCCGUACGACGCGGACCAAGGAUAUCCGCUCGAAGCCCUCGGCCUGUCCUCGGCCCCCUCCAGUCCCGUGGGCAACAAGUCGCCGCCGGCGCUCUAUCCCUCUCUCUCACAUCCCUCCCUCUCGCUACCGGAUCUGCAGUACUCGGACCUCCGGCUGGAUCCGACCCCAAGCGGGAGUGGAACCAGCGGAGGCGGGGGCGGAAGCGCGAGCGCGAGCGCGAGCGUCGAGCCCCCCUCGCCGUCGACCAAGCGGCCGAGACGAGAGCGCAGGCGGCGCUCGGAAGUCACAGUGCACGCCACGGACGCCGGGCCCGCAGACGCGCCGGGCGUCACCGUACUGCCGCCCAUGUAUGAUCCGAGUUGGUCGCGCGAUUAAGCGGGGAAGGGUGGGCGAGGAGCGCGCAAAUCAUAAUAGUUACCGAGAUCCAUAGUGAGCGCGAGGAGGUCACGAUAACCUGAUGUCGGAAAGGACUGAUGUCAUGUCCAUUGUACCUGAGA
Molecule: messenger RNA, 1023 nt
Organism: Cutaneotrichosporon oleaginosum
Lineage: Eukaryota; Fungi; Basidiomycota; Tremellomycetes; Trichosporonales; Trichosporonaceae
Source: RefSeq, a predicted model, not a curated record